Molecule: messenger RNA, 2786 nt
Organism: Gavia stellata (red-throated loon)
Lineage: Eukaryota; Metazoa; Chordata; Aves; Gaviiformes; Gaviidae
Gene: PPP4R3B
Product: protein phosphatase 4 regulatory subunit 3B
Exons: 16
Coding region: 8-2467 (819 amino acids)
Biological process (GO): protein dephosphorylation; DNA damage response
Cellular component (GO): protein phosphatase 4 complex; nucleoplasm
Molecular function (GO): protein phosphatase activator activity
Source: RefSeq, a predicted model, not a curated record
CCGCACCAUGUCGGACACCCGUCGGCGGGUGAAGGUCUACACCCUCAACGAGGAUCGGCAAUGGGACGACAGGGGCACCGGGCACGUCUCCUCCACCUACGUGGAGCGGCUCAAGGGGAUGUCGCUGCUGGUGCGCGCCGAGUCGGACGGUUCACUACUGUUAGAAUCGAAGAUCAAUCCCAAUACUGCGUAUCAAAAACAGCAGGAUACCCUGAUUGUGUGGUCAGAAGCAGAAAACUAUGAUUUAGCACUGAGUUUUCAAGAAAAAGCUGGUUGUGAUGAAAUUUGGGAAAAAAUCUGCCAGGUCCAAGGUAAGGAUCCUUCAGUGGAAGUCACACAGGACCUUAUUGAGUCAGAAGAGGAACACAUAGAAGAAAUGCCUGAAACGAGUCCUUUGAUUGACCUUCCUACUUGUGAACUCAACAAACUUGAAGAGAUUGCUGACCUAGUUACCUCUGUUCUCUCCUCACCCAUCCGUAGAGAAAAGCUAGCACUGGCCUUGGAGAAUGAAGGCUAUAUUAAAAAACUAUUACAGCUUUUCCAAGUCUGCGAGAAUUUAGAGAACACCGAAGGCUUACAUCAUUUGUAUGAAAUUAUUAGAGGAAUUUUGUUCCUCAACAAAGCAACUCUGUUUGAGGUGAUGUUUUCUGAUGAGUGUAUUAUGGAUGUUGUUGGAUGCCUUGAGUAUGAUCCUUCUUUGGCUCAGCCAAAACGGCACAGGGAGUUCUUGACCAAAACAGCAAAAUUUAAGGAGGUUAUUCCUAUAACAGACUCUGAACUCAGGCAAAAAAUCCACCAGACUUACAGGGUACAGUAUAUUCAGGACAUCAUCUUGCCAACACCAUCUGUUUUUGAAGAGAAUUUUCUUUCUACCCUCACUUCCUUUAUUUUCUUCAACAAAGUUGAGAUUGUCAGUAUGUUGCAGGAAGACGAGAAAUUUUUGUCUGAAGUUUUUGCACAAUUAACAGAUGAAGCUACGGAUGAUGACAAACGAUGUGAAUUGGUUAACUUUUUCAAGGAAUUCUGCGCGUUUUCUCAGACGUUACAACCUCAGAACAGAGAUGCGUUUUUCAAAACUUUGGCAAAGUUGGGAAUUCUUCCAGCUCUUGAAAUUGUAAUGGGAAUGGAUGAUCUGCAAGUUAGAUCUGCUGCUACAGAUAUAUUUUCUUAUCUAGUAGAAUUUAGUCCAUCCAUGGUCCGAGAAUUUGUAAUGCAAGAGGCCCAGCAGAGUGAUGAUGAUAUCCUCCUCAUCAAUGUGGUCAUUGAGCAGAUGAUCUGCGAUACUGAUCCUGAACUUGGGGGAGCUGUUCAGUUGAUGGGGCUCUUGCGUACUCUGAUAGAUCCGGAGAAUAUGUUGGCCACAGCUAAUAAAACGGAAAAAAGUGAGUUUCUCAAUUUCUUCUACAACCAUUGUAUGCAUGUUCUUACUGCACCGCUUCUGGCUAAUACAUCAGAAGAUAAAUGUGAAAAAGACGCAGUAGUUGGGUCCACUAAGAGUAAUACAAUUUGUCCCGAUAAUUAUCAAACGGCACAACUACUUGCCUUAAUUUUGGAGCUGCUUACUUUUUGUGUGGAACACCACACAUAUCACAUCAAGAAUUACAUUAUGAACAAAGACUUGCUAAGAAGAGUACUGGUCUUGAUGAAUUCAAAACACACAUUUCUGGCCUUGUGUGCUCUUCGCUUUAUGAGGAGGAUAAUUGGCCUAAAAGAUGAAUUUUACAACCGUUAUAUCACCAAGGGAAACCUGUUUGAACCAGUUAUAAAUGCUCUGUUGGAUAAUGGAACUAGGUACAAUCUGCUCAACUCUGCAGUGAUUGAGCUGUUUGAGUUCAUCAGAGUGGAAGAUAUUAAGUCCCUUAUUGCACAUAUAGUCGAAAACUUUUAUAAUGCACUUGAAUCUAUCGAAUAUGUUCAGACAUUCAAGGGACUGAAGACAAAAUAUGAGCAAGAAAAAGACCGACAAACCCAGAAACUGAACAGUGUUCCAUCUAUAUUGCGUAGCAAUAGAUUUCGCAGAGAUGCCAGAGCCUUAGAGGAGGAUGAAGAAAUGUGGUUUAAUGAAGAUGAGGAGGAAGAAGGUGAAGCUGUUGUACCUCCGGUUGAGAAGUCAAAACAGGAGGAUGAUUUUCCAGAUAGCUAUGAAAAAUUCAUGGAAACUAAAAAAGCUAAGGAGAGUGAAGACAAAGAGAAUCUUCCAAAAAGGACUUCAGCUGGGGGAUUCAAAUUCACUUUUUCCCACUCAGCCAGCGCAGCCAAUGGUGCAAAUGGUGCAAACAGUAAAUCCGUGGCAGCUCAGACGUCACCAGCAAGCUCCAACGGCUCCUCUUCAAAGAACACAACCCUGACCACAGCGGUGACGGCCACGAAGGGAAGUCUAGUUGGCCUAGUGGAUUAUCCUGAUGAUGAAGACGAUGAUGAAGAGGAGGAGACAUCUCCAAGGAAAAGACCUCGUCUGGGUUCAUAAAUGAAACCAAAACUUUGGAAUAAAAACUUUUAUUAUGGGGUUUCAAAUGCUGCAACUGUUUUAAGAGCUAAAAAGAAUCUGUUUCAGAAAGCUUUCUUCCAUGAGUAUAUAAGAUAAUACAAGGAGUAGCAAAGGAAACUCAGUGUAUCAGCUAGAAAGGGUUAGUUCUGUAAACACAAAGCUUCCAAGGAACUUAAUAUCUUUCUAGUAAGCAAGGAGUCUGCCAUUCAGGCUGUCAAAAAAAAGAAAAAUGAAAAAAAAAGUGGGUUAGUAUUCACAGAACCUGGAUGAGGGCUUCUCAGCAAGGAAAGUCUCAGGU